UGAGUUUGAGAAGGAGAAAGGUCAAACAAGACAAUCAUAACACUAGUCAACGUCUUUGAUGAACCUUUCUCUUUCUUCUUCAUUUCUCCUUGUUCUCACAGCUCCCUUUCUCUUUCUAAAGUUACCUCUUUUGCAAUCUUCCUGGAGCUUCUCUUAUGGCAGAGCGUUCGAAUGUACCCAAAUUUGGAAACUGGGAAGAAGAAGAGGAUGUUCCUUACACAGAUUACUUUGAAAAUGCCAACAGAGCUCGAGCUCCCGGCGGCAGUGUAGUGAACCCUAACGACCUGGGCUCUUACUCUAAUUUGCAGUCUCAGUCUCCUCCUCCUCCUCCAAGGACAAAACCUGAAGAAGUUGAACCGCUUAGAAGAUCGCAUGAACGGAUGAGAAGCCCUGGAGCGAGCGAGUUGAAGCAGUUUGGUGAUGCUGGUGGUGGUUCAUCAAAAGAAGCUGAUAACAAAAGGCAAGGAAGGGAUUUCCAGAACAAUGAUUAUGACAAGUCAUCGCUGCAUAAGAAUGCAUAUGAUGGUACUGGAAGAACAAAGUCCAAACCCAACCUUAGAGCUGUUGAAAGCCUUGAAAAGGUGACGGUGGUGCCCAAGUUUGGUGAUUGGGACGAGAAUAACCCGGCUUCAGCUGAUGGAUACACACACAUUUUCAACAAAGUCCGUGAAGAGAGGAUCUCUAAUGUGAGUGGAGGAUCUUCAGGAACGCCGACUCACCCGCGUGUUAACGCUUCGAAAACUUCCAGAUCUUGCUGCUUUGGCUUUGGAAGAAAAUGAAAGAGAGAAGUUUAUCUCGGGAAGAUUGUAUAUACCUAUCGAGGAUUCAGUGCGUUGUAUCAGACACAUUCGAGCUUCUUGUGCAUGGAAUAAGCAUCAGUCCCACCUGCAUGAGAGUUUUAUAGUAUAGGUUUUGUAUGUUUGUAAUUUUUCAUUUUUGUUUUGGUGUUAUCAUGCUACACAAUUCCAGUAUUGUACCUGCUUGCAUAUUCAUUAUAUCUUGGUAUGUGGCG
Molecule: messenger RNA, 1012 nt
Organism: Eruca vesicaria subsp. sativa (arugula)
Lineage: Eukaryota; Viridiplantae; Streptophyta; Magnoliopsida; Brassicales; Brassicaceae
Source: the annotation of a GenBank genome assembly